Messenger RNA from Panicum virgatum (switchgrass), 1237 nucleotides. RefSeq names its product pectin acetylesterase 3-like. Gene Ontology annotation, biological process: cell wall organization. Gene Ontology annotation, cellular component: plant-type cell wall. The coding region runs from base 1 to 1005 and encodes 334 amino acids. The transcript has 8 exons. Lineage: Eukaryota; Viridiplantae; Streptophyta; Magnoliopsida; Poales; Poaceae. Gene Ontology annotation, molecular function: pectin acetylesterase activity. The record is from RefSeq and is a predicted model, not a curated record.
AUGGCUGAACCACCGGGUGGCGUCGAGCUGGAGGGCGAGGUACUCGGCAAUCCUGGUCCGUCUGACUGUGAUGAUGACCUUACAAGCUCUUGCAUUGCAUCGCGCAGUGUCUGCAGGGCCUUACUGAUCGAUGAAGUGCGCGCCACAGAUUUCUACAACUGGAACCGGGUGAAGAUCCGCUACUGCGACGGCGCUUCCUUCGCCGGCGAAGGCUUCGACAAGGAGAAUGGGUUUUACUUCCGGGGCCAGCGCAUCUGGGACGCCGUCAUCCGGCACCUCCUCUCCGUCGGGAUGGCCUCGGCAGACCAGGUGCUGCUCACCGGCUGCUCUGCCGGCGGCCUGGCGGUGGUAAUCCACUGCGACGAGUUCCAGGCCUUCUUCCCGCACACCGACGCCGGCGGCCGGGGCACCACCGUCAAGUGCCUCGCCGACGCCGGUCUCUUCCUCGACGCUGCUGAUGUCUCCGGCGGCCGCAGCCUGAGAUCCUACUACUCCGACAUCGUGGCCAUGCAGGGCGUGGCUCCCAACCUGCCGCCGGCCUGCACCGCCCGGCUCGACGCCACCUCGUGCUUCUUCCCUCAGAAUGUCAUCGACGGCAUAAAGACCCCAAUCUUCCUGCUAAACGCAGCGUACGACGUCUGGCAGAUACAGGAGAGCCUGGCGCCCAACGGAGCUGACCCUGGCGGCGCCUGGCGAGCCUGCAAGUCCAACCGCUCCGCUUGCGACGCGUCCCAGAUGAAGUUACUGCAAGAUUUCAGGGACCAGAUGGUCGCAUCCGUGAGAGGCUUCUCCGGUUCCGGAAGCAACGGCCUGUUCAUCAACUCCUGCUUCGCGCACUGCCAGUCCGAGCUGCCGGCCACCUGGAGCAACGCAGCAGCCGGCUCCCCCGCCAUUCAGAACAAGGGGAUCGCGAGGUCAGUUGGAGAUUGGUACUUCGGGCGAGCUCAAGUGAAGGCGAUCGACUGCCCCUACCCCUGUGAUGGAACUUGCCGCCACAUCAUAUGACAAGAUCCGAUCCUGUGUGGACUUGUGGUUGUACGCCUCGUAUAUUCGUAUGCGUUCAACGGAGUGCGCAUCACGUUGAUUUGUGAGACACAUAAGAAAGCAUGCAAAAGGGUGGAGAGCCGGGCAUGUACAACAGUUAAACAGUUAGACAGCAGCUGCCUAUAUAAAUUCACGUAAGAAAAAUGAGCUGAUGUGGCCAUCAUUAAACGAGGAGAGAGUGUGUUGUUGUCUA